Molecule: messenger RNA, 2622 nt
Organism: Sorghum bicolor (sorghum)
Lineage: Eukaryota; Viridiplantae; Streptophyta; Magnoliopsida; Poales; Poaceae
Product: ABC transporter G family member 17
Exons: 4
Coding region: 1-2472 (823 amino acids)
Cellular component (GO): membrane
Molecular function (GO): ABC-type transporter activity; ATP hydrolysis activity; ATP binding
Source: RefSeq, a predicted model, not a curated record
AUGCCAGCGUGGCAGACAACGGAGCGCAAGAAGAGCCUCGAGAGCCUCCUCGGUGCCGCCGGGGACGCGCGCGGUUGGCAGCAGCAGCAGCAGCACCAUCACCACCACCACCGUGCCGGCGGCGGCGACGGCGGCGGUGGCCACCACGUCCCCGUACGGCCAGUGCCGGUGCCGGGGGAGAAGGUGAUCAACUUCCCCGGGCAGGGGCUGGAGUUCAAGGAGCUGUCCUACAGCGUCAUCAAGAAGCAGAAGAAGGACGGUGUGAAGGUCAAGAAGGAGGUGUACCUGCUCAACGACAUCUCCGGCCAGGCGCUCCGCGGCCAGGUCACCGCCAUCCUUGGGCCCAGCGGCGCCGGCAAGUCGACGUUCCUCGACGCGCUCGCCGGCAGGAUCGCCAAGGGAAGCCUCGAGGGGUCCGUCAGCAUCGACGGGCGAUCGGUGACGACGAGCUACAUGAAGCAGAUUUCAUCGUACGUGAUGCAAGAUGAUCAGCUGUUCCCGAUGCUCACGGUGUUGGAGACGCUGAGGUUUGCGGCCGAGGUUCGCCUGCCUCCGUCGCUCUCCAGGGCUGAGAAGCUCAAACGGGUCUGGGAGCUCAUUGAGCAGCUGGGUUUACAGACAACAGCUCACACAUACAUUGGGGACGAAGGGAUACGAGGCGUCUCUGGCGGGGAACGCCGUAGGGUGUCGAUUGGCACUGACAUAAUCCAUAAACCAUCUCUGCUGUUUCUUGAUGAACCCACCUCUGGCCUUGACUCCACCAGUGCAUACAGUGUGGUAGAGAAAGUGAAAGAAAUUGCAAAGGGGGGAAGCAUUGUGCUAAUGACAAUUCAUCAGCCGUCUUUCAGGAUUCAGAUGCUUCUCGACAGAAUAGUCAUCCUCGCAAGAGGAAGGCUAAUCUAUCUAGGAAGUCCUAUCACACUCCCCGCACACCUUGCUGGAUUUGGCAGACCUGUACCUGAUGGUGAGAACAGCAUCGAGUACCUCCUGGAUGUCAUCAAGGAGUACGAUGAAUCAACGCUUGGACUCGAUCCUCUAGUUGCCUACCAGAGGGAUGGCAGCAAACCUGAUGAGGCUGCCAAGACACCAAUACCCAAGACACCGAGAACACCACACCAGAAAUCAGUGCAGUUCCGGCAGAUGCAGCUCAAGAGCAACCAGUUCUCGGCCGCAACCGGAACACCUCAUGCUACUAAUACCUUCUCAAACUUCGAGUCCUACAACAUAGAUGACGAGGAGGAAGAAUUCGACAAUUCUCUUGAAAGAAAGUCACAUACACCGUUGCAUACCGGAACCUCAACCUACCAUCCAAGGCUCGCAUCACAGUUUUACAAGGAUUUCUCAGUCUGGGUUUACCAUGGUGUCACAGGGACGCCCCACCGUAAGCCUACAUGGAGUACUCCUGCUCGAACGCCAGCUAGGACCCCAAUGUCGAGCUACCAUCAGCGCAGCCGUUUCGCUACGCCGCAACAUGCACCUCCUCCUCAAUCCCCCCAUGAACCAGUUUUCAAGCCAGAGGAGCCAAGCUAUCAUGAGUACCAGCUUGAGCUGGAACCACUGGAUGCUCCUGAGGAUGGCCCCAAGUUUGCUAAUCCAUGGCUCAGGGAGGUCGCUGUGCUCUCAUGGCGUACUGCUCUGAACGUGGUGCGCACGCCGGAGCUAUUCCUCUCCAGGGAGAUUGUCCUCACAGUCAUGGCACUGAUUCUUUCUACGUUGUUCCAUCGCCUCAGCGAUUCCAACUUCAUAACCAUCAAUCGCCUCCUCAAUUUCUACAUCUUUGCAGUCUGCCUUGUCUUCUUCUCCUCCAAUGAUGCUGUUCCCACAUUCAUCCAGGAGCGCUUUAUCUUCAUCCGUGAGAGAUCCCACAAUGCUUACCGUGCAUCAUCCUACGUGAUAUCCUCUCUAAUCGUCUAUCUCCCCUUCUUUGCCAUUCAGGGGUUCACCUUUGCAGUCAUCACAAAGUACAUGCUCCAUUUACAUAGCAACCUGGUUAACUUCUGGAUCAUCCUGUUUGCGUCACUUAUAACAACCAAUGCAUAUGUGAUGCUGGUCAGUGCACUUGUUCCAAGCUACAUCACCGGAUAUGCUGUCGUGAUUGCGACAACAGCACUCUUCUUCAUCACUUGUGGAUUCUUCCUGAAGCGGACGAAGAUCCCUAUGGCAUGGAGGUGGCUCCACUAUAUCUCUGCGAUAAAAUACCCAUUUGAGGCAUUGCUUGUGAAUGAGUUCAAAGGAGACCAUUGCUAUGUUGGCACACAGAAUCAACUUUCACCUGGACCUCUGGGGCAAGUCAGUAACCUGAAUGCCACCUCAACGACAUGCCCACUGGUAGGCCAAGAUGUGCUUGACACCAUGGACAUAUCAAUUGAUAACAUCUGGAUAGAUGUUGCAAUUCUCCUUGCCUGGGGCGUGCUCUACCGACUCAUCUUCUAUGUGGUCCUAAGAUUCUACUCCAAGAACGAGAGGAAGUAAGGAACCAAGUUUUCAGCAAAGAUGUAUGCGGCCUAUCCAUAUACGGUAGAUCUGUUUGCAACAAGCAGAUAUUGUACUCAUGCAUAGAGGGUUAAUUUGUAUUAUGGAAAGCUUGUAUUAAGAAAUUCUAGUAUUUGAUUGAAUGACCAA